Messenger RNA from Thelazia callipaeda (thelaziosis nematode), 420 nucleotides. The record is from the annotation of a GenBank genome assembly. NCBI's taxonomy places the organism in Eukaryota, Metazoa, Nematoda, Chromadorea, Rhabditida, Thelaziidae.
AUGGAUAUGAAGUUAUCUGGACAAAUUUUCUCCCAGCUAAUAACGCAAAGAGGAUUAACAGCUGAGCUAAAAUUGUACUACAAGGAUGCAAUACUUCCAAUGAUCGAUGCUGCUGCAAAAUUUCCUGCCGGUAUUCUUCGAGGUCAUUUUAUAACAUUCGGACAAUAUAAGGAAUGCAUGUUGGUCAAAGGGCAAAUACCAAAUUCAGAACGUACUGUUACGGGAAGAUACGUGAGAAUAAUUCUUGAUAGAAAUUUCAAAAAUUAUGAUGCAGAUGGUGCUUGUAUAUUUGAUGAAUAUGGAAUUGGUAAUCCAUCAUUUGAUAUUUGCAUAUUUUCAUCAUGUGAUGACUACAACACGUUAAUCACGCUUGCUCGAAAAUGUAAUACACUUCGUUUACACAAAUUUAGCAUUAAAUAA